AGACGUUUAACUACGAGAAAGCGCAAUCCUUUGACAGAAUUAGAAGCAUGUGGUAUAGAUCCAGAUAUUGAAGAUUUUUUGCAACAUGAAAUUAUAGUUUAUAAUAGGAAAAAAGAACGUCAACGUCGAAACAUGGUUAACCAAGAAAUACAAAUUUCAGAUACCAACACCCAUACAUGCGAUUAUGAGGAUGAGAUCAAUCGUCGCGUUAAGAAAGAGUUAGAUAAUUUUUCUCAAUAA
Molecule: messenger RNA, 240 nt
Organism: Scutellospora calospora
Lineage: Eukaryota; Fungi; Glomeromycota; Glomeromycetes; Diversisporales; Gigasporaceae
Source: the annotation of a GenBank genome assembly